CUCAACUCUACACCCCCAUGAGCCCUUUUGACACGGACCUACCGAUUCAAGCAGCGCCAAGUGCAUCAUUUGGUUCUCAUCUUGACCAAUCCAAAGAACUUUCUACAGACUUUUCCUCUGUGGAUCUCAGCUUUCUUCCAGAUGAUCUUAACCAAGAUCAUGGAGAGCAGACUCAUUUGGAAGAUGGUCGUGAAAUGCCAAGAGAGCAAUACCAGUCACAGUCGACGGAGCAGGACAGUGGAUUCUUAAAUGACAGCAAUUUGUCACAACUGAGCUAUGCGGAUGCUACUGAGCCCUCACAUGAAACAUCUGGGGCCUGUCCCCCUUUGACACCCAUGACCCCUAUUACCCCAAUGACACCUGUUUCUGAAAGCUCUGGCAUUGUUCCUCAGUUACAGAAUAUAGUGUCCACUGUCAACUUGGCUUGUAAACUAGAUCUGAAGAAUAUAGCUCUGCAUGCCAGGAAUGCAGAAUAUAAUCCAAAGAGGUUUGCUGCUGUGAUAAUGAGAAUCAGAGAACCAAGAACAACAGCCCUUAUAUUCAGUUCGGGCAAAAUGGUCUGCACAGGAGCAAAAAGUGAAGAGCAGUCCCGGCUUGCCGCUAGGAAGUACGCCCGUGUGGUGCAGAAGCUUGGGUUCCCUGCCAAGUUCCUGGACUUCAAAAUACAGAAUAUGGUGGGCAGCUGUGAUGUGAGGUUCCCCAUCCGGCUGGAAGGGCUGGUUCUAACACAUCAGCAGUUCAGUAGUUAUGAACCAGAACUAUUUCCUGGCCUUAUUUAUAGAAUGGUCAAACCAAGGAUUGUCUUGCUCAUCUUUGUGUCUGGAAAAGUUGUAUUGACUGGUGCAAAAGAGCGUUCUGAAAUCUAUGAGGCAUUUGAAAACAUCUAUCCUAUUUUAAAGGGUUUCAAGAAAGCAUCUUAACGCUUCUUGGGGGGAGGAAAAACCACAAGAGGAAUAUAUAGGUUUGUGUGUUUAUACAUAGAACCAAUGUAACAUUAUUCCUUUACCUAAAAUACAGAAUUGUGAAUUAUAAGGCAUAUAAAGCCAUUUUGAACCUUUGAACUAUAAACCAUGACUAGAUAGAUGCUAGUUAGAAAAGUGUGCAUGAAGCAAUUUUGCUGUAAAACUUGAUGUUUCUAAUGAGUUCUGUCGUAUCCAGUUCUGUUAAAAAUUCACAAUAAGCAAAAGUAAAUUUCCUUUUGAACAGGAAUGUAAAUUAGGAUCACUGCCCUAUAAAAAUAUUUUGUAGUACAAUUAAUGCAAAUCUGUUUGGUUUUUUUGCAAUAGAAUGGAUGUAACAGUGAAGGUUAGU
Messenger RNA from Pelodiscus sinensis (Chinese soft-shelled turtle), 1311 nucleotides. NCBI's taxonomy places the organism in Eukaryota, Metazoa, Chordata, Testudines, Trionychidae. The record is from RefSeq and is a predicted model, not a curated record.